This is a messenger RNA of Heteronotia binoei (common prickly gecko), 3249 nucleotides long. It is a transcript of the gene SACK1G, whose product is annotated as family with sequence similarity 83 member G. The coding region runs from base 155 to 3226 and encodes 1023 amino acids. The transcript has 5 exons. The record is from RefSeq and is a predicted model, not a curated record. Gene Ontology annotation, biological process: BMP signaling pathway. Gene Ontology annotation, cellular component: nucleus; cytosol. Lineage: Eukaryota; Metazoa; Chordata; Lepidosauria; Squamata; Gekkonidae.
GAGGGAUUGAAUUUGCUGCUAGCUGCUUGACUCAGGGAUAUGCAAUACUAAAUUAUUAUUUUUUUAAGACUGGGCAAAUAGCCACCUUGUUUUUAUUUAUUGCUUUGGGACUAGCACUGUGGGAUCGGGACCCUCUGCUCUCGCGUCAGUAGCCAUGGCUUUCUCACAGGUCCAGUGUUUGGAUGACAGUCACGUCAACUGGCGAUCGAGCGAGUCCAAGCCUGAAUUCUUCUACAGCGAAGAGCAGAGGUUGGCUUUGGAAGCCUUGGUCUCCAAAGGCCCUGAAGCCUUCUAUGAAGUCCUCAAGAAAGAGAAUAUCCGGGACUUCCUUUCUGAACUGGAGCUUAAAAAGAUUCUGGAUACACUGGAGACAUAUGACCCGGGUUCGGAAUAUACCCCCCACGGAGACAAGAACGGAGAUGUCAGCAGCCAAAAUGGGGAGCAAGAUCCGUUGCCCUCUCUGGCGUAUUGGCCAGAGAAGUCCGACCGAUCCAUCCCUCAGCUAGACCUCGGGUGGCCAGAGAGCGUCGCAUACCGGGGAGUGACACGGGCCACUGUCUACAUGCAGCCCCCCAUCGACUGUCAACCCCACAUCAAAGAGGUGGUCCGCAAGAUGAUCUUUCAAGCGCAGAAGGUCGUGGCCGUGGUCAUGGACAUGUUCACGGAUGUGGACAUCUUCAAGGACCUCCUCGACGCCGGCUUCAAGAGGAAAGUGGCCAUCUACAUCAUCCUGGACGAGAACAACUUGAAAUACUUCUUCCAAAUGUGCGAAAGAGCCCAGAUGCACGCUGGCCACCUGAAGAACCUUCGAGUCCGCACCAUGGGAGGGACCGAGUUCUUCACCCGCUCAGCUACAAGGUUCAAGGGUGCCUUGGCUCAGAAGUUCAUGUUUGUGGAUGGCGAUAAAGCCAUGACCGGGUCUUACAGCUUCACCUGGUCCGCUGCAAGAACCGACAGGAAUGUCAUUUCGGUCCUCUCCGGUCAGGUGGUGGAGACCUUUGACAAGCAGUUCCAAGAAUUGUACCUUCUCUCUCGAGGAGUCAGCUUGAAGUCCAUCCCCAUGGAUGAGGAGCCAGAACCCGAACCCGUGAUCGUGCCUUCAGUUAUUCCUGUGACCCCAGCCAACGCCAUAGUGAAGAAAAUGGUCAACCCCAAAUAUGCCCUGGUGAAGGCAAAAAGUGUCGAGCAGAUCGCCAAUGGGAAUCACGCAAGCAGUGACCAGAAACUCACUGACCAACAGAGGACAGAAGCUAAGGGGAAGGCCAUUCCGGAAGGACGGGUAUCCGAACGGCCGAGCGGCUUCACGGAGACAGCGUCUCCUAUCCACCCAGGGCUCCUGAACCUGGAGAAAGCCAAUAUGUUUGAUUACCUGCCCACUUGGGUCGAGCCUGACCCGGAACCAGGAAGCGAGAUAUUGGGUUACAUCAACAUUAUUGACCCCAAGAUCAAAAACAUUCAGCUCUCCCAAAUGAACCGCAUCAAAGUGUGUGAUAUCUCCCAAGCCAAGGCACAGCACAGACAGAUGAUCAAACAGAAAAUGCAAAACAGUAAAAAAAAUCAGAGCAACCAGGAGGCCCCUGCCUCCCCCUGCCAUCUCAAUAACGCUUCUUCCUCCGCCCAAAUUCCAGAGGCCCUUAACCCUACAGAACACAUUGAAGAAGCCCCUAACCCUACAGGACACAUUGAAGAAGCCCCUAACCCUACAGGACACAUCCAACAGACCCCUAACCCUAAGGGACAAAUCCAGGAGGUCCCUAACACUACAAGACACAACCAGAAAACCCCUAACCCUUUGGGACACAAACAGGAGGCCUCUAAUCCUAUGGGAUGCAUCCAGGAUACCCCUAAUGCUACAGGACACAACCAAGAGACCCUUAACACUACGGGACACAACCAGAAAACCCCUAACCCUGUGGGACACAGCCAGGAGGCCCCUAACACUACGGAACGCAAUCAGCAGGCCCCUAAUGCUACGGGACAAAUCCAGAAGACCCCUAACUCUAGCCCAACCAAGAGGACUCACAGGAAACCCAAAACUGGAGGUACCUUUGCCAGUUUGGCCUUUAGUGAGCAUUUGAAGCAACCCCCAUGGACAAAAGCUCAAAAGCCAGCAGCGGACAAUGGUGUCACUCCUCCAGUCCCCAAACCAAGGACUGUCCACGUGACAGAUUUUAUCUCCCAGAAAAGUGUACCUGUCGAGUGUGGAGCUGCCAUAGCAGAAAGCACUCAACUGCAGCAUUUGAAGACAGACAAUGCCAGUCCAAAGCACAAGGAAAGCCCCACGAAGGCUGAAGAUAGGGGGAGCCACUGCAAGCUGACGAGGGAGGAGGCUGUGUCUCAAAAAGCUGCCACCUGCCCCAUGAAUGGGGUACAAGGGGGUGAGGCAGAAGAGGAGGAGGAAGAGGCCUACCUAACGUUCAGCGACCAGGGGAGUUUGUCUGGCAGUUCGGCCACCCACAGCCGCCACCACUCCAACACAUCCUCCAUCUCAGACGAGUACUUUGAGGUGAGAGACCGCUUUGGGCCCCUGCGCCGGACCAACUCUGACCUCCUCCCCAACGGAGGAGAGCACAGCCCUCACGAACACCCCGGCUUGCGAAGAAAGCUAAGCGAGCCACAAGUGAGCCGGGGCACUUUUGUGAGUCCCUUGGGCAGCCCCCAACCGCUGUUGAGCGUGGGUUUGGAAGAGGCGAGAAGGCAGAGGAGGCAAAACAACAGCACAGAAGAGAUUAGGUGUGUUUGGGGAAGGGGCCGUAGCCCACAUGCUUUACCAGAUGGCUACAUUACCUGUCCGAGCAAUGCUCCACAGGGACCACAGUUUUUCUGCUACGGAUCUCAAGUACAACUAUCCCCCGGCUGUGGGAAACCCGGCACCCCCGUGGCACAACCAAGCAAAAUCCCAGGAGACAGCAGAUACCACCGGGACGAAACAAGGGCUAAAAAAGCCGCCCCGGGGCGGCCAAACAACGGCUUCGGUCCUGGCAAACACAACCAACCCAGCCACCUCCCCCAAGGUCACAUCCCUGGGACAGGUAGUUUCUCGAGAGCGACUGGGGGCACGCUGUCACCGUUCCAAGAAAGCCGGAGGGUGCCGGAAGAAAUAAGGACACCACUGGGCAUCCCUUUGUCCAAACUGUCCCAAUCUAAACAUUUGAAGAACAGGGCAUCCCAAUUAUCUUAUCCUAAGACGAAGCCGUAUGGAACCACUAGCUGCAAGGACCAGUAAAACCAGGAGAGGAGAGGUCCGUC